This is a messenger RNA of Agelaius phoeniceus (red-winged blackbird), 8305 nucleotides long. The record is from RefSeq and is a predicted model, not a curated record. NCBI's taxonomy places the organism in Eukaryota, Metazoa, Chordata, Aves, Passeriformes, Icteridae.
CGGCUGCACUACUCUAUGGCUGCGCUCUUUGACAGCCGCUCCGAUGACCUCUUCACCGUGGACCCUGUCACUGGUGCCAUCAGCACCGCUGCACUGCUGGACCGUGAGAGCAAGAGCACUCAUGUGUUCCGUGUGACAGCAGUGGACCACGGGACACCCCGGCGCAGUGCCAUGGCCACACUGACAGUGACAGUGAGCGACACCAAUGACCACGACCCGGCCUUUGAGCAACCAGAAUACCGGGAGAGUGUGCGAGAGAAUCUGGAGGUGGGCUAUGAGGUAUUGACAGUGCGGGCCACCGAUGGUGACGCUGGUCCCAAUGCCAACGUCCUCUACCGCCUCCUCAAUGCCGGUGAUGCCAAUGAGGUCUUUGAGAUCGAUUCCCGCUCAGGCGUCAUCCGCACCCGUGGCCCUGUGGACCGGGAAGUAGUGGAUGCCUUUGAGCUGUUGGUGGAGGCCACAGACCAGGGCCAGGAUCCAGGUCCCCGGAGUGCCACAGCCACUGUCCGCAUCGCUGUGGAGGACGACAAUGACAAUGCGCCGCAGUUCAGCGAGCGACGUUACGUGGCACAGGUCCCUGAGGAUGUGGUGCCCAAUGUGGCAAUUUUGCAGGUGAUGGCCACCGACCGUGACAAAGGCAGCAAUGCACUGGUGCACUACAGCAUUGUCAGCGGCAACACUCGUGGGCACUUCUACAUUGAUGCACAGACAGGCACGCUGGAUGUCGUUACCCCUCUGGACUACGAGGUCACCAAGGAGUUCACCCUGAGGAUCCGGGCGCAGGACGGUGGCCGCCCACCUCUCUCCAACAUCAGCGGUUUGGUUACCAUCCAGGUGUUGGAUGUCAAUGACAAUGCACCCAUCUUUGUCAGCACACCCUUCCAGGCCACUGUGCUGGAGAAUGUCCCUGUGGGCUACUCCGUCAUCCAUGUACAAGCCAUUGAUGCCGAUUCAGGUGACAACAGCCGGUUAGUUUACACCCUGCUGAAGACUGGCACCAGUUUCCCCUUUACCAUCAACAACAGCACCGGGUGGAUUGUGGUGGCCUCUGAGCUGGAUCGGGAGGUAGUUGACUUCUACAGUUUUGGGGUGGAGGCGCAGGACCAUGGCACCCCCCCAAUGGCCUCCACAGCCAGCGUCAGUGUCACCAUCCUGGAUGUCAAUGACAACAGCCCUGAGUUCACCCAGCGGGAGUAUGGCGCCCGCCUGAACGAGGAUGCGGCAGUGGGCACCAGUGUCCUGACUGUCUCUGCUGUCGAUCGUGACGCUUACAGCGUCAUCACAUACCAGAUCUCCAGCGGCAACACCCGCAACCGGUUCUCCAUCACCAGCCAGAGCGGUGGUGGGCUCAUCUCCCUUGCCCUGCCCCUGGACUACAAGCUGGAGCGGCAGUACCUGCUCACCAUUGCUGCCUCUGAUGGCACCCGCCAGGACACUGCCCAGGUGGUUGUCAAUGUCACUGAUGCCAACACCCACCGCCCUGUCUUCCAGAGCUCCCACUACACCAUCAACAUCAAUGAGGAUCGGCCAGUGGGCACAACAGUGGUGGUCAUCAGUGCCACAGACGAGGACACGGGGGAGAACGCCCGCAUCACCUACCUGAUGGAGGACAGCAUACCCCAGUUCAGUAUUGCUGCUGAUACUGGUGCUGUGACCACCCAGAUGGAGCUGGACUAUGAGGACCAGGUGUCCUACACCUUGGCCAUCACGGCGCGGGACAAUGGUAUUCCGCAGAAAUCUGACACAACUUACCUGGAGAUCCUGGUGAGUGAUGUCAAUGACAACGCACCCCAGUUCCUCCGUCAUUCCUACCAGGGAUCCAUCUAUGAGGAUGUCCCCACCUUCACCAGCGUCCUCCAGGUCUCUGCAACUGACCGUGACUCUGGGCUCAAUGGCAGGGUCUUCUACACCUUCCAAGGGGGUGAUGAUGGUGAUGGUGACUUCAUCAUUGAGUCUACCUCAGGCAUUGUCCGCACCUUGCGCCGUCUGGACCGGGAGAAUGUGCCGCUGUAUUCCCUGCAGGCAUUUGCUGUGGAUAAGGGGGUCCCAGCCCGGCGGACGCCAGUAGAGAUCCAGGUGACAGUGUUGGAUGUCAAUGACAACCCGCCUGUGUUCGAGCAGGACGAGUUUGACAUCUUUGUGGAGGAGAACAGCCCCAUUGGGCUGGUGGUGGCCCGGAUCACUGCCACCGACCCUGACGAGGGCACCAAUGCCCAGAUCAUGUACCAGAUCGUUGAGGGCAACAUCCCUGAGGUCUUCCAACUGGAUAUCUUCUCUGGAGAGCUCACCGCCCUGGCUGACCUGGACUAUGAAACCAAGGCUGAAUACAUCAUGGUGGUCCAGGCAACCUCGGCACCACUAGUGAGUCGGGCCACCAUCCAUGUGCGCCUGCGUGACACCAACGACAACAGCCCCCAGCUCAAGAACUUCGAGAUCCUCUUCAACAACUACAUCACCAACCGCUCUGGCAGCUUCCCUGGGGGUGUCAUUGGCCGCAUCCCUGCCUAUGACCCUGAUGUCUCUGACCACCUCACUUAUGCUUUUGAACAGGGCAAUGAGCUCAACCUCGUGCUGCUGGACCCACACAGUGGGGACCUGCGCCUCAGCCCGGCCCUGGACAACAACCGCCCACUUGAGGCCAUCAUGAGGGUGUCUGUCUCUGAUGGCGUUUACAGUGCAACAGCACAGUGCACGCUGCGGGUGACGGUGAUCACAGAUGAGAUGCUCAGCAACAGCAUCACCCUGCGUUUGGCCGACAUGUCCCAAGAACGCUUCUUGUCUCCGCUACUCAGCCGCUUCCUGGAGGGAGUGGCCGCUGUCCUGGCCACCCCCCGCCACCGCGUCGUCCUCUUCAACAUCCAGGCGGACACAGACGUGGGGCCGGCGCGGAUCCUCAAUGUCAGCCUCUCGGCACUGCUGCCGGCGGCGGUGCCGGGCGCAUCGCGGUUCUUCUCGUCGGAGGAGCUGCAGGAGCGGCUGUACCUUAACCGAUCGCUCCUGGCAGCUACCACGGCCCAGCGAGUCCUGCCCUUUGAUGACAACGUGUGUCUGCGCGAGCCCUGCGAGAACUACAUGCGCUGUGUCUCUGUCCUGCAGUUCGACAGCUCCGCGCCCUUCCUCGCCUCCGACACGAUCCUUUUUCGCCCCAUCCACCCCGUCACGGGCCUGCGCUGCCGCUGCCCGCCUGGCUUCACCGGCGACUACUGCGAGACCGAGAUCGACCUCUGCUACUCCAGCCCCUGCGGCAACAACGGGCGGUGCCGGAGUCGUGAGGGUGGAUACACUUGCGAGUGCCACGAAGACUUCACUGGGGAGCACUGUGAGCUGAGUGCCCGAGGGGGCCGCUGCACCCCAGGGGUCUGCCGGAAUGGGGGCACCUGCCUGAACCUGCUGGUGGGGGGAUUCCGGUGUCAGUGCCCCCCCGGGCACUAUGAGAAACCCUUCUGCACCAUGAGCACCCGCAGCUUCCCCCCGCACUCCUUCCUCACCUUUCGUGGCCUCCGCCAGCGCUUCCACUUCACCUUGGGCCUCACGUUUGCCACGCAGGAGCGGGAUGGGCUCUUGCUGUAUAAUGGGCGCUUCAAUGAACGGCAUGACUUCGUGGCACUGGAGAUUGUGGACGAGCAGCUGCAGCUCACCUUCUCAGCAGGUGAGACCACCACCACGGUGUCACCCUUCGUGCCAGGAGGAGUCAGCGAUGGGCAGUGGCACCGGGUGCAGCUGCACUACUACAACAAGCCGGUUGUGGGGCGCUCAGGGGUCCCACAGGGCCCCUCAGAGCAGAAGGUGGCUGUGGUGACUGUGGACGACUGUGACACAGCCAUGGCCCUGCGCUUCGGGCCCCGCCUUGGCAACUACUCCUGCGCUGCCCAGGGCACCCAGACUGGCAGCAAGAAGUCGCUGGACCUGACGGGGCCACUGCUGCUGGGGGGGGUCCCAACACUGCCCGAGAGUUUCCCAAUCCGCAGCCGGCACUUUGUGGGGUGCAUGCGGCACCUCCACGUUGACCAGCGCCCCGUGGACAUGGCAGCCUUCAUUGCUAACAAUGGCACCCUGCCCGGUUGUCCUCCCAAGAAGACCCUGUGUGACACCAACACAUGCCACAACGGUGGCACCUGCGUGCAUGAAUGGGGGGGGUUCAGCUGCCGCUGCCCACUGGGCUUUGGGGGAAAAACCUGCCAGGAGGAAAUGGUGGGCCCGCAGCGGUUCAUGGGCAGCAGCCGCGUGGCGUGGAAUGGGCUGGCACUGCCCCUCUCCCUGCCCUGGCCAGUCCGCAUCAUGUUCCGCACCCGGCACCCCCGCGGGGUUCUGCUGCGGGCGGGGGCCGGAGGUCGCCUGACCCUCAUCCUUCAGCUGAGCGAGGGGCAGGUGGAGGCUGGUGCCUGGCAAGGGGGGGCCCGUUUGGCCACCCUGCGUCUGCCCCAGGCCAAAGUCAAUGAUGGUGCCUGGCACCACGUGGAGCUGGAGCUGCGGGGGGGCCCUGGCCACAGCCCCUCUGCCACCCUCCUCCUUCUCACCCUCGACUAUGGCCGCCACCAGGCGCUGGGCGAUGUCCCUGGAGAGCUGCAGGGAUUGCGGCUGCGCACACUGAGCCUCGGGGGGCUGCUGGGGGACAGUGGCACCGUGGAGGAGGGGUUCCAGGGGUGUCUGCAGGGCCUGCGUGUUGGGGACCCUGUGGUGACUGCGGAUGCCCUGAGCCUGGCACAGGCGGCGCAGGUGAAUGUGGAGGGGGGCUGUGCCCUGCCCGAUCCCUGCGACUCGGGGCCCUGCCCCCCCCACAGCUACUGCAGUGACGACUGGGACAGUUUCUCAUGCCGCUGCCACCCCGGGUACUUUGGUGACAGCUGUGUCAGUGCUUGUGCCCUGGACCCCUGCGAGCCUCCAGGCACCUGUACUCGCCAUCCAGGCACGGCCCCCGGCUAUGCUUGUCACUGUCCCCCAGGCACCUUUGGGGCCCUCUGCCAGCACCGGUUGGCGCAGCCAUGCCCACGGGGGUGGUGGGGACACCCCACGUGCGGCCCCUGCAGCUGUGACGUCGCCCAUGGCUUUGACCCAGACUGCAACAAGACCACGGGCGAGUGUCGCUGCAAGGACAACCACUACCGCCCACCAGGAGGGGACACGUGCCACCCCUGUGAGUGUUACCCCACUGGGUCACUGUCGCGCCGCUGUGAUGCCAACACUGGACAGUGCCCCUGCAAAGCUGGUGUCAUCGGCCGUCACUGUGACCGCUGUGACAAUCCCUUUGCUGAGGUGACAGCCAGCGGCUGUGAAGUGAACUAUGACAGCUGUCCCCGGGCCAUCGAGGCCAACAUCUGGUGGCCCCGCACUCGGUUUGGGCUGCCAGCUGCAGCCCCGUGCCCCAAGGGCUCUGUCGGCACAGCACUGCGCCACUGUGAUGAGCACAAGGGCUGGUUGCCCCCCAACCUCUUCAACUGCAGCACGCUGGCCUUUGCUGCCCUUCGCCCCUGGGCGGAGCAGUUGGUGGGCAAUGAGUCCCGGUGGGAUGCAGGGCAGUCCCGGCGCGUGGCGCUGGCACUGCGCGAAGCAACGCGUGAGGCCCGCGGGUACUUCGGCAGUGACGUGCACCUGGCAUACCGCCUGGCAGGGGCCCUGCUGCGCCACGAGAGCCGCCAGCGCGGCUUCCGCCUCGCUGCCACCCAGGAUGUGCACUUCACUGAGAACCUGCUGCGGGUCGGCAGUGCGCUGCUGGACAUGGGGAACAAGCGUCACUGGGAGCUGAUCCAGCAGACAGAGGGUGGCACAGCCCAGCUGCUGCAGCACUUUGAGGAGUAUGCACGAGCUCUGGCACGGAAUAUGCCCCAGACUUACCUCAGCCCCUUCACCAUUGUCACCCCUAACAUCGUGGUGUCAGUGGUGCGGCUGGACAAGAGCAGCUUUGCGGGUGCCCGCCUGCCACGGUAUGAGGCGCUGCGGGGGGAGAAACUCCCAGAUCUGGAGACGACCGUCAUCCUGCCUGACAACAUCUUCUGGCCCCUCAAGGACAGGCAAGAUGAAGCAGGCGAAGAGGAGAAAGUGGAAGAGGAGGAGGCAGGGAUGACGGUGGUGACCCGGCACAAGCGCCACCCAUCCCUGGGUGAGGGCCAGGCCAUCGUCAGUGUCAUCAUCUACCGUACCUUGGCUGGUCUCCUGCCCCAGCACUUCGACGCCGACAAGCGCAGCCUCCGGGUGCCCAAGCGCCCCGUCAUCAACACACCGGUGGUGAGCAUCAGCGUGCACACGGGGGGUACAGAUGGCGUGGGGGGCAUGGGGACCCCCCAGGUGCUGGCCAAGCCCAUCACCCUCCAGUUCCGGCUGUUGGAGACCCAGGAGCGCUCCAAGCCCAUCUGCGUCUUCUGGAACCACUCUCUGUGGGCGGGCAGUGUAGGUGGCUGGUCCGCACGAGGCUGCGAAGUCGCCUUCCGCAACCAGAGCCACGUCAGCUGCCAGUGCCACCAUCUGACCAGCUUUGCCGUCCUCAUGGACAUCUCCCGCCGAGAGAACGGGGAGGUGCUGCCGCUGGCAGCACUCACCUACGGCUCACUGGGCGUGGGGCUGGCGGGGCUGGCGCUGGUGGUCCUGGCCCUGGGGACCCUGAGGCGGCUGCACUCCAACCGCCACAGCAUCCGCCGGCAUGGCACAGCUGCACUGUUCCUUGCACAGCUUGUCUUCCUGCUUGGCAUCAACCAGGCCGAUGUCCCGCUGGCGUGCACGGUGGUGGCCAUCCUGCUGCAGUUCCUGUACCUGAGUGCGGUAGGCUGGGCGCUGCUGGAGGCCCUGCACCUGUACCGGUGCCGUAGUGAACCCCGUCAUGUCGACCGUGGUCCCAUGCGCUUCUACCAUGUACUGGGCUGGGGACUGCCUGCCUUCAUCACCGGGCUGGCGGUGGGGUUGGACCCCGAGGGCUACGGGAACCCCGACUUCUGCUGGCUGGCCCUGCACGACAGCCUGGUGUGGAGCCUGGCUGGGCCUUGCGCUGCCGCCCUUGCUGUCGGCAUCUUCUUCUUGGUGCUGGCAGCCAGGGCCACCUGUGCCACCCCCCAAGGCUUCCAGAAAAAGGGCUCAGCGUCUGGGGUGCGCACAGCUGCAGUCCUGCUGGCCAUGCCUAGCCUGGCCUGGCUUCUGGCCCUGCUCUCAGUCAACAGUGACACGUUGCUCUGUCACUACCUGUUCGCCGCCUCCAACUGCCUCCAGGGCCCCCUCAUCUUCCUGUCCUGUGUGGUGCUGAGCAAGGAGGUGCGAAGGAGCCUUCGUCUGAGCUGUGCCCGCUGCCACCACCCACCGCUGGCCACCAAGGCCACCCUCACUCCCGCCUAUGGUAGGGACAGCACAUACGUGGCAGGGAGACUGUACCCCCCUCCAGGUGGUGGGUCCUCGGGGUCCCUGCACAGCACUGCACGCUCGGGCAAGAGCCACCACAGCUACAUCCCCUUUGUGCGGCGGGAGGACUCAGGUCUGGCAGGCAGCCCGGGGCCAGUUCCGCUGCCCGAGCCUGGGGGGCUCUUCCUUGACGCCCAGGACCAGCCCGAGGAGCACGACACAGAGUCGGACAGUGACCUGUCCCUGGAUGACCCGAGUGGAUCCUAUGGCUCCACACAUUCCUCCGACAGCGAGGAUGAGGCCCCACGUGGCUGGGACCCCCUGCCCGGGGCUCUGACAAGUCCCCCCGGCCCUGGUGACCCCCUAGUGCCCCCGGGAUGCCCAUACUGGCCAGGGGAGUUUGUGACAACAGCGAGUGAGAGUGAGGGCCCAGGAGGUAGCGAGGGGCUGCGAGUGCAGCCAGCAGGGGGGCAGGGACACCCCUGCGGUGACUCCCCGCGGCCCAACGGCGAGGCACUCUCCAGGGACCCCCUGCUGCUGCCCCUGCCUCACCCCCACAAAGGGAUACUGAAGAAGAAGUGCCUGCCCCCCAUCAGUGAGCGGGGCAGUGCCCAGCGCCCUGGGCCACCCCCACCGCCUCCUGCUUGCACGGCUGCCUCCUCAGGCAGUGAUGUGGCCCCCCCCCCCGUCCCCCGGCCUCGGCAGAGCCUCCAGGAGCAGCUCAGCGGCCUCACCCCCAUUGCCAUGAGCAUCCGCACAGGCACUGCAGACGAGGACUCCUCUGGCUCUGAAUUUCUGUUUUUUAAUUUUCUCCAUUAACCCAAGGGGGCUGGGGGCUCCCCCCCAAACCCCACCCCACCAUCUCGUCCCAGGGGUUGGCGCUGGGUGCUGGGGGGCACAGAGGGCACCCUGGCGUCCACCUCCUCCAUCAAGCAUCUGUCUGUCUUGUUUUUUAUUCUCCCCCCAUCCUGCACUUUGUAUCCAU